Arabis nemorensis is the source of this 963-nucleotide messenger RNA. Lineage: Eukaryota; Viridiplantae; Streptophyta; Magnoliopsida; Brassicales; Brassicaceae. The record is from the annotation of a GenBank genome assembly.
AUGGAAAGCCAAACGCAACAUGAAUGUAACAAUAAGCAGUGUGACUCUGUGGAAAUCCAUCAUCAUUAUCACCAUGUGGUUGAGAUUUCAUCAGGAGAGGCAAGCUUGGUAGGUGCAAUCAAGAAGACAUGUGGAGAAGCGUCUUGUGGAUUCUCUGAUGACAAGACAAUUUCAAGGGAUGCCGCAGAACGCAAAGCAUCUAUGAGGAAGCUGUUGGUGGCUGUUGUGCUCUGUGUCCUCUUCAUCACCGUCGAAGUUGUUGGAGGGAUCAAAGCCAACAGUCUAGCGAUUCUCACAGAUGCUGCUCAUCUCUUGUCCGAUGUUGCAGCUUUUGCCAUAUCUUUGUUCUCUCUCUGGGCUUUAGGAUGGAAAGCAACUCCACGUCAGUCCUAUGGGUUCUUCAGAAUCGAGAUCCUUGGUGCACUUUUCUCCGUCCAGAUGAUUUGGCUUCUUGCUGGUAUCUUAGUCUACGAAGCAAUCGCUAGGCUUCACAACGGAAGUGGCGAAGUUGAGGGGUCUCUCAUGUUUAUCGUCUCUGCUUUUGGGGCUUAUCUUCAUGCGUUGGGAGAUUUAAUCCAGAGCAUAGGGGUGAUGAUAGGAGGAGCAAUCAUAUGGUACAAACCCGAGUGGAAGAUCAUUGAUCUCAUAUGCACACUUGUUUUCUCGGUGAUUGUGUUGGGGACGACGGUAAAGAUGUUGAGGAACAUUCUAGAGGUUUUAAUGGAGUCAACACCAAGCGAGGUAGACGCGACGAAGCUGGAAAAGGGAGUGUGCGAGAUAGAAGAUGUUGUGGCCGUUCACGAGCUUCACAUUUGGUCAAUCACUCUUGGUAAAAUUUUGUUGGCGUGUCAUGUGAAGAUUAGGCAAGAGGCUGAUGGAGAUAUUGUUCUUGACAAGGUUAUAGACUACAUCAUAAAAGAACACAACAUCAGUCACGUCACUAUUCAGAUUGAAAGACAAUGA